This is a messenger RNA of Aspergillus sclerotioniger CBS 115572, 1217 nucleotides long. Its product is annotated as short-chain dehydrogenase. The coding region runs from base 37 to 1023 and encodes 328 amino acids. Lineage: Eukaryota; Fungi; Ascomycota; Eurotiomycetes; Eurotiales; Aspergillaceae. The record is from RefSeq and is a predicted model, not a curated record. The transcript has a single exon.
CUUUUGCUGUUCAUAUUCAUUCCCCCAAGCAUCACUAUGGAGACCCUCAAACGCAUCUGGCCUCAAAUCUUCCCCGCCAAACCCACCCUCACGGGGGCCACCAUGUUUACCCAGCCCGGUCGGGUGGUGAUCAUCACGGGGGCCACCUCGGGGCUGGGCCGGGAGCUGGCCGGGCUUCUGUACGCCGCGGGGGCCACGGUGUACCUGGGCGCCCGCAAUGAAGCCAAAGCCAAACAAGUCAUCCACGACAUCAUCUCCACCACCAUCUCCACCAUUCCCUCUCCCGGCACACUUAUCUACCUCCCACUAGACCUCGCCGACCUCCGCACCAUCCAACCCUUUGUCUCCGCCUUCCUGGCUUCCGCCACCCGAUUGGACCUCCUCUUUAACAACGCCGGGGUGGCCUGUAUUCCCCUCAGCCAACCCACCGCGCAAGGCCUGGAACCUCACCUGGGCACCAACUGCGCGGGUCCCUACCUGCUCACCCGACUCCUCACCCCAAUCCUGACCACCACUGCCCAAGACCCUUCCACCCGGCCCAAUUCCGUCCGCGUCAUCUGGUCCUCCAGCAUGGUCGUCGACUUUCUCGCCCCCACCGGCGGUGUGCCCCCGUCCGAACUGACCACCCCUAACCAAGACCCUAACCACAACUACGCCGUUAGUAAAGUGGGUAAUUGGUUCCUGGCGGCUCGGAUGGCCAAGACCCUGGGAGAAAAGGGCGUGAUCAGCAUCACGCAGAACCCGGGGAAUAUCUACACCCCGAUCUAUGAUCUGGCGCCUAGGUUGUCGGUGUGGUUGAGUAAGCCAAUCUUUUAUACUCCCCAGGAGGGUGUGAAUACGUUAUUGUGGGCGGGCUUUGACGAGGGGAUUACGGUGGAGGAUGGGGGACGGUAUGGGAUUCCGUUUGGGAGGUGGCAUCCAGGUCCAAGGCAGGAUUUGUUAGAGGCUAUGAGGGAGGGAGGGACGGGCGAGGCAGAGGCAUUGGAUAGGUGGUGUGAAGAGGUUACCAGGGAGUUUUGUUAACAUCGCUCCAACCUAGCAUACCUCAGGACGGUAUUGUGACGCCGAUUUUAGAGCAUCUGUUAACAUCUAGUCGUAUCUCCAGGAAACAAGGGGACAGCUGACUACGGAUUUUGUAGUAUCUUGGGAUCAAUCAGUUUUGGGGUUCCAUGUACCCAAUCACAUAAUGCUCAACAUUCUAGAACUCUACGCGAGCU